Ciona intestinalis (vase tunicate) is the source of this 1235-nucleotide messenger RNA. The record is from RefSeq and is a predicted model, not a curated record. Lineage: Eukaryota; Metazoa; Chordata; Ascidiacea; Phlebobranchia; Cionidae.
UUUCAUAUAGUGUUAUAUAGGUUGUUGGUAGUUAAUCUGAUAAGGAAAGGGUUGAAUUUUAUAUUGUUGGUUUUAUAAAUUGUUAAUUGGGUAUCUUUGUAUGUGAAUGUUGUAUAGAAACAGCAAUAUGAAGUUAGUAGGGGUUUGCGGUUUGCUGUUAUUUGUGCAAGUAACGUCUGCUAUCUACUUUCACGUUGGAGAGAGGGAGAAAAAAUGCUUCAUUGAGGAUAUAGCAGAGGAGACCAUGUUGACCGCCAAGUACAAGACCAUGGUGUAUAACCAGGAGGCAAAUGCCUUCAAGUUCUCACCACCUGAUCUAGGAAUGCACGUUGAGAUUUCAGAUCCAGACAAAAAGGUUGUGCUUUCAAAAACUUAUGGUCCCGAAGGAAUGUUUUACUUCACUUCACACUCAGCGGGUGAUCAUGAGAUUUGUAUGUACUCUAACACCACCAAGUGGUUCGGUGGACGGAGAAUGAGGGUGUUCUUUGACAUACAAUCAGGAGAACAUGCAGCUGAUGAAGAAGUCACAGCAGAGAAAGGACAAAUGGCUGCGCUUGAACAGAGGAUUCAACAUCUGAUUGAUCAAAUUAAAAUCGUCCAGAAAAACCAGAACUACCAAAGGUUCAGAGAAAAGGUUUUCCGCAAAACGAGCUCGAGAAUCAACUACGAUGUUGUCUGGUGGUCCCUUGCACAAUGCUUGGUGCUGGUAGGCUCAGGGCUCUUUCAAAUGAGGCAUUUAAAAAGCUUUUUCAUCACAAAAAAAUUGGUUUAGUUUAAAUUGCCCCACAAUGUUUUGUUGUGUCACUUUUCUAGUUUUCAUCAAGACAAGUCUUGUUCCAUGUGCUGUACCUUUAUGUUGUAAAAUGUUAUAUUUGCUGUAUAUUUUAUAACAAGUAGUUUAAAUAAUUUGAACCAUAGUCGUUCUCCCUAAGUACCAACACAAUGUGCAAUCGUGUUAUAAAUUACUCCAUCCACCAGAGCAAGUAUCUAUGUAGCUCUGGAUCGUAAAUGUUUUCACUUUUCAUUGACAAUUUGACGUUUUAAAUUGUGUACGUUUUCAUUGUUGUACGUGUAAGUUGUCAUUUCUCACAGAUUCUAAUGUUGCAUAUGAAAGUUGCCACUACAUUGCCAAUGUUUCUGUUUACUGUGUUGUCAUGUUAUGUUUUGCCUUGCUAAGAACUGUUUGUUUUACAGAGUAUGUGUUGUAAAUAAUAAAUAAAAUUUGGUGCAUGUGA